GAACUUUUUGGUGAUUUUUUUGGUGUUUCAUUGCGAAGAAGAAGCAGAAGCAGAAGCAAGUCGGACGACAGUCGAGAGGGCAUGACAGACGGCAAGGUGAGCCCGGGCGAGGGCGAUGUUGCCGAGGCCGCAAAGGCAGCGCUCGGUGCGAACGAGUCGCUGGGGAUCGGCAAGCUUUGUGCGCAGAUCCUGAAGGAGAACCCGGAGUGGACGUUGAGCGAGAAGCGCCUCAAGACGAUCCUCAAGCAGGCCGGGCUCAAGUGGGGCGAUGCCUCGUCAUCAGAGGCCCAGACCGAGCCGGCGGCGAAUGGGAACGGGACCAGUAGCAGCAGCAAGAAGAAAAAGAAGAGCGGAGGGUCGACGAAGAAGGGCGACUCGACGAUCCCAUCGUCGCGCCUCGACAAGGAUGUGCCCAUGCCGUCUGGCGUCCGCGCCGUCUACUUUGACGAGGUCAAGGGAAAGGGACUCGUGGCAGACAGAGAGUUCAAAGAAGGCGAGACACUAUUUACAGAAGAGGCCUUUGUCGCUGCGCCACCUGCACACGCAUACAAUCAGGUCGCCUCGGGCGAGCUCUGCACCCAAUGCUUUCUUCCCGUCGCGUCCAGCUCCCUUAAUGUGGCCUGUGGGCAAAAGGACUGCAGUGCCCGCUUCUGCAGCAGGCUAUGCCAGAGCAAGGCGCAGUCGCUGCACCACACGCUCCUCUGUCCCGGCCAGAACCCUUCAAUCAAGCCCUUCAACAAGUAUGUCUCGGUCCACCGCUGGCUCUCGCUCUCGAUGGUCGCGCGCAUCCUCUGCCGCAUUCUCCUCACGCACUCCUCGCACCCACCACCCUCUCUCGCCGCGCCAUCGUCGUCGUCAUCAUCCAAGACCUCCUCUCAGCCCGACGCUGCGAGUCUGGAGGAGACACUGGCCCAUUUUGAUGCCUUUGCCACCAUCUCGGAACUCGAGCGGCGAUGCCGGAAUCCGGGCUGGUCCAUCGAGCGGGAAAGCUUUCUCUCGGCCAUGAAGGAGGGCCACCGUCUUCUCGUCCUUGGCCUUGACCCGCACCCUGCGACGCCGCAAAAGGGCCGCUACCCGAUCCGUUCGUCAUUCCCUGCAGACAUCUCGCAGAGGAUUCUGUCCUGGGACACGUUUCUCGCCUACCUCGGCCGCUCGAACCUCAAUACCGAGGCGCAGGGCGGCAUGUACCUCGUCCACUCGCACCUCAACCACGCCUGCGAACCCAACGUCGGCGUCACGCACCCGCCCCACCCGCGCGCAGGCAUCCGGCAGGCGACAAAAGUCGCCGUCGUGGCCCGGCGAGCCAUCGCGCCGGGCGAGGAGCUCUUCAUCACGUACCAGGACCCCAGCCUGUCGCUGGCCCGGCGCCGGCUGCUGCUCUGGCGAGAAUACAUGUUUGGGCCAUGUGCAUGCGUGCGUUGCGAGCGCGAGCUGGCGGGCCUCAGUGACGACGAGCGGCGCGCAAUGGAGAGUGGUGAAGCGUGGAAGGUGGACAAGGAGGAGGAGGGCGAGGUGGAGAAGCGGCGGCAGCACGCAGAGAUGCUCAAGUCGCUCGAGGAGGAGCGCAACGCCAAGCUGAGGAGCGAGGGCAAAGAGGUGCCCACGGACAAGGACCUCCGGGGCAUGGAGGACGAGCUGCGGGCGUCGUUGGGCUUCUAGAGAGCAAUGUAUUGUUAUAGCAAGGGAGCAAGGCGAGGCUGAUAUGGCCAUCGCCGUGGAGUGGAAUUAGAAACAGAGUGC
Molecule: messenger RNA, 1740 nt
Organism: Acaromyces ingoldii
Lineage: Eukaryota; Fungi; Basidiomycota; Exobasidiomycetes; Exobasidiales; Cryptobasidiaceae
Exons: 3
Coding region: 82-1659 (525 amino acids)
Molecular function (GO): protein binding
Source: RefSeq, a predicted model, not a curated record